This is a messenger RNA of Tripterygium wilfordii, 534 nucleotides long. RefSeq lists its product as uncharacterized. The coding region runs from base 1 to 534 and encodes 177 amino acids. The transcript has a single exon. NCBI's taxonomy places the organism in Eukaryota, Viridiplantae, Streptophyta, Magnoliopsida, Celastrales, Celastraceae. The record is from RefSeq and is a predicted model, not a curated record.
AUGGGAGAGGUAGUUAGAUGGCCAGAGAAACACCACAAACUGACUGAUGAAAGAGAUGCAUCCAAAUGGUGUGACUUCCAUAAUAACCACGGGCGUACAACCGAAGAUUAUUUCGUUCUCAAAAAAGAAGUGAACCAACUUUUGAAGAAGGUAUAUUUGUGUGAUCUGCUAACUGAGAAAGGAAAGGAGACGAUAGCACAAGCUGAAAAAAGUGUGGAAGAACGUAGACUGCCUCCGCCAGAGAAAAAUAGUCCAUGUAAUUAUUGGAGGAUCAGAAAUCAGUGGAAUUACGCAUUCGAUUAUAGAGAAAUACGCAAAAAAAUGAUUAAUUCUGGUGUCUGGGUAGAAAAGUUGAUGGUACAGUUUACAAGACAAGUCAUUAGCUUUACAGAUGAUGAAUCAAUCCAGUUACUUAAUCCACACAAUGACGCACUUGUGAUCACUCUACAAAUCACAAAUUGUGAAAAUAAACGGAUUAUGAUCGAUGACGGGAGUUCAGCAAAUCUGUUGUUAUGUCCAUCGUCCAAGCAAUAG